Messenger RNA from Limulus polyphemus (Atlantic horseshoe crab), 750 nucleotides. Its product is annotated as haloacid dehalogenase-like hydrolase domain-containing 5. The record is from RefSeq and is a predicted model, not a curated record. NCBI's taxonomy places the organism in Eukaryota, Metazoa, Arthropoda, Merostomata, Xiphosura, Limulidae. Gene Ontology annotation, cellular component: mitochondrion. The transcript has 5 exons. Gene Ontology annotation, biological process: glycerophospholipid biosynthetic process. The annotation marks the transcript as partial.
ACUAGAAAUCAUGUAACUCAGACAGCAACUAAAUCAUAUCCUUCACCAGCAACUAAAUCAUAUCCUUUACCAGCAACUAAACGUCAAGCUCAGUUUGGACUGCUCUUUGACAUUGAUGGAGUCAUUGUUCGAGGAAGGAAAAUUCUUCCUCAUGCUGUUGAAACUUUUCAAAAACUUAUUGAUACUAAUGGAAAAUUCAGAGUACCAACAGUUUUUGUUACCAAUGCUGGAAACACGAUGCGUCAUAAAAAAGCUCAACAGUUGACUGAUUGGCUGGGAGUAGAGAUUACUGAACAACAAGUCGUGAUGUCACACAGUCCUCUGAGGAUGUUCCGUCAAUUUCACGAGAAACAUUGCUUGAUUUCUGGACAAGGCCCUAUUGUAGACAUUGCUAAAGGCUUGGGAUUUACCAAAGUGACAACUGUUGAUCAACUGAGAAACUGCUUUCCUACUCUAGAUGCUGUUGAUCAUAAAAGAAGGAACCACGUACCUUGUGCAUUUGAACGAUACUUUCCUAGAAUAGGAGCUGUGGUUUUAUUUGGGGAACCUGUGAGGUGGGAAACAAGUCUGCAGCUGAUUUUGGAUGUACUGAUGUCUAAUGGCUUACCUUGUGAAUCUCUUCCCACUGCUCCAUACCCUCAUCUUCCAUUACUGGCAUGUAACAUGGAUCUGCAAUGGAUGGCUGAAGCCUGCAUGCCCAGGUUAUGUGAUAGACUUUGUGUUUGCCACUUAUGAUAUUCUAGCUAAUUU